This is a messenger RNA of Psylliodes chrysocephalus, 1170 nucleotides long. The record is from the annotation of a GenBank genome assembly. Lineage: Eukaryota; Metazoa; Arthropoda; Insecta; Coleoptera; Chrysomelidae.
UCUAAAUCCACAUCAUUCACGAAAAAAUAUAUCAUUUGUUAUUGCUUUUAUCGUUUUAAUUACAUGAGAAGAGAUCAAAAAUAUAAAAAUAGAAGAAUAAAAUGGCCUUAACACCAACGCAAACAAUUUUUGGAAAAAUUGCUGCGAUUUUAGGAAUGCUACAAGGGUUAGCUUGGACAUGCAUGUCUUUGGCAUGCAUAAUUGUUUAUAGAAGUGAAAAACAAAUAGGAACAACAUCUACUUCGUAUUCAACUUUGUUGAAUUCGAUGUUUUAUAUGUAUUAUUUAAGUAAAACACCAAAUACUGGUCAGCUUAGCGCUGUGAUAAGACCAAAGGACUUUGAAAUUUUUAUGUGGUUUUAUUUUUUCUUCAGCGUGGCGUUGCUUACUGCGUCUAUUGAUCUGUUUAUUGCUAUUCGUCAAAACAAGAACAGGCAAUCCAAAUUGAUGGUGCUGUGGGGAAUUGUAACUGGUUGUACUUCCGUAAUCGACAUAAUCUUCGCCUCUUUGUUAUUAAGAGAUUUUGCCAACUGUCCUAAUCAGUCAACAACAUUCAAUGUUGUGGAUAAUUGUCACACAGCUAUUGGCAUCCCUAUGACUUUGGCAGCUAGAGGAUUCGUGUUAUGGGCAGUAAAUAUAUUCUUGACUUAUAUGUUGAUAGCCGGUGGUAUACAGAUUAUAACACACGUUAGAGUAAAGAAUGCCAUUCAGGAUAUUUCAAUUCCAAGGCCAAAAGUCCAACAGGCACCUUUAAAGCCAGUUUACGCUAGUUAUCCCUCAGAGACUUCCCUAGAACAGCCACAGAUGUACCAAAAUGGUCGAAAUGAUUAUCCGUCGUUCAUACAAAGUGGAAACAGAAUAAAUUACUAAGAAAAUUUAAUACGAAAAGAACAAUAUUUUGUUUAAUUAUAGUUUUUACGAUUUUUUAAGAGCGAUAUAACUAAUAUAAAAUGAAAUUUUAAUGUAACUCUUCAUCAAUAUUGUUCUGUUGUUAGAAAUCUUUUCCCAAAUAAAAUCAAAUUUUUUUACUACUUUUUUGAAUAUUGUGAUGCCUCCUUGUAUGUUGGCUUAAUAGUUUUAUUUUGUUUUUAAUUAAAAAAAUGUAUUACUAUAUUAUUUAGUUUUGAAAUAGUUGUAUUAGAAAUUUAUUUUUUACUAAAAACAUGUUUAU